Lolium rigidum is the source of this 555-nucleotide messenger RNA. RefSeq names its product acyl-CoA-binding domain-containing protein 1-like. Lineage: Eukaryota; Viridiplantae; Streptophyta; Magnoliopsida; Poales; Poaceae. The transcript is spliced from 4 exons. Gene Ontology annotation, biological process: fatty acid metabolic process. Gene Ontology annotation, molecular function: fatty-acyl-CoA binding. The coding region runs from base 121 to 405 and encodes 94 amino acids. The record is from RefSeq and is a predicted model, not a curated record.
ACGACCGGCGCCCACACCUUGGACUACUCAUACUAUUUGCCUCGCUAGACAGAUAUCGCUUGCUGGCCUCGAAGGUAUCGAAACCUAGAACGAGAGCAGCCGGCGAACCACCGCUUCGACAUGGGCCUCCAGGAGGAGUUCGAGGAGUACGCGGAGAAGGCCAAGACGUUGCCUGACUCAACGACCAACGAAAACAAGCUGUGCCUCUAUGGCCUCUUCAAGCAGGCCACCGUCGGCCCCGUCAACACCGCCCGUCCCGGCUUCUUUGACAUGGCCGGCAAGGCCAAAUGGGAUGCUUGGAAGGCUGUGGAAGCAAAAUCCAAGGAGGAAGCAAUGACGGACUACAUCACCAAGGUGAAGCAGCUGCUGGAGGAGGCAGCUACUGCCGGUGCAUCCACUUCUUAGGCUAAGGCUACGAGCUACGAAGGACACAACCUACCUAUUUUAUCACAUAUAUAUGAGCUGCGAGUAAAUAAUAACAGUUAUUAGUUGUUGCUAUUUGUCAAGAUUACUGUUCCUGGUGUGAACAAAUAAUUAUAUUUCGUGAUUAGAUCA